UAUAUUGUUUUUAUAAUUAAUUCAAUAUGGCAAAUAAUGAGAAUAAUAAUAAUAAUGAUACAUCUACUUAAAAUAGUAAAUUUGUUUAAUUGAAUUCUUCAUUACAAAUCCUAAAUGAAAGUAUAAACAUUCAAAUAACAUAAUUCAGAUAAAAAGUGCUUAAAACUAUUUAUUCAAAAGUAAACUUAUUAUAAAAUAAGGAUCCUGUGAGAAGGAAAUAGAUUGCUUGUAGAAUUUAUAUCAAUGAUUUGGACUCUGUACCAGGAUAUAAAGUAUCAAAGAGUAAAUCUAUGAAAUAUUAUUUAGAAUAAAUAUGCAGAAUAUGUAUUUGUGAAGAAGAAACCUCUAAAUUUAUUGCUCCAUGCAAAUGUAAAGGAACAUCAGAGUUUGUUCAUCAAGAAUGUUUAAAAAUGUGGAUCUUAGAAUAAUAAGGGGUCAAUAAAAUAUAUAAUGAUGAGGCAAUUAUAUUUUAUAUUUUAUUUAGUUAUACUGUGAAGUUUGUCAUCAUAAAUUCAAUUUUGAUGUCGAUUUUAAUGAUAGAUUUGAUAUCAAUUAAUUUAAAAGGAUUAAAAAUAAAACUAAACUAUGUUGGCUUAUUCAAAUAUUCUUUAUUAUUCUCUUUAUUUUUGGAUCCAUUCAAAUAACUUUAAUUUUUGGAAUUGAAUCUUUAGCGACUGUUGCCAUUAUUGUUGUAUUUGGCUUAAUUACUAUCAUUUUAAUUAUUUAUUUAGUUUUCAAUUUUAGUACAGCUCUUAAUGUUUAAAUGA
Paramecium sonneborni is the source of this 767-nucleotide messenger RNA. Lineage: Eukaryota; Ciliophora; Oligohymenophorea; Peniculida; Parameciidae. The record is from the annotation of a GenBank genome assembly.